CAAGUCCUACGAUGGCCACGCCCACACCGUAUGCUUUCGCCCCGCCUCUUUCCUCACAAGCGCUGACCCUCCCACUCGCCCUGACCUCGCCGUACCGUGGCGUGAGGUCAGAUUCUUCGGCAAGCUGCGACACUUCCGGCCUGUCACCCCGGCAACCGGAGGAAGUACCGGCGGGAGGAUUCGGAGCCAUGGAAGAGGCGGAGAUGACGGAACUGGAGAAUACGGUGGUGGAGGAGUUGGGUAUAUCCAUGAAGGAGCUGCGCGAGUUUAUAGACAAAGAGGUGGAGAAGAACGAGUUUGUCAAGCAGCGGAAAGCUCAGUUACUGGAGCUGGAGCAGAUGGUGAAGCAGAAAGAGGAUGAGGUGGCCUACGUGGACAGUUUGUGUGACAAUGCUACCAAGGCUCUGGAUAACUGUGAGAUGCUGGUGAAGACACUAUACCAGGAGAUGGGCAUCACAUACAAGGAGAGCAGCUCAGAAGACGAGGCGGCUUCUAAGCCAAUGGAAGUCAUUGAGAUCCCGGAUGAGGAUGAUGACGACGACGAUGUUGUGAGUGUGAGAUCAGGUGACACAGAUAGCAAGACUCCAAAAGAAAAACAUCUGCUAAAACAAGCAAUGGCCGCCAUGAAGAGGUGCAAGCAAGACGUGCAGAGCUUUGUGGAUGCAGUCAGUAAGAAGUCAGAUGGACUGCAGACCCGGUUUUCUUCUCAUCCAUCAUCGCCCACCAGCUCUGUGGCUGGUUCCAACCAGGCCGGAUCAGCCAAUGACGUGAACAAAGAUGGAGACCUCAUUGUGGGCAUGCGUAUCCUGGGAAAGAAGAGGACCAAGACAUGGCACAAAGGAACGCUUAUCGCCAUCCAGCUGGUUGGGGCAGGUAAAAAGUACAAAGUGAAGUUUGACAACAAAGGGAAGAGCCUGCUGUCCGGGAACCACGUGGCCUACGACUACCACCCGGCCACUGAAAAGUUGCUUGUAGGGAGCAGGGUGGUUGCGAAGUACAAAGAUGGAAACCAAGUGUGGCUUUACGCUGGAAUUGUGGCGGAGCCUCCCAGCAACAAGAAUAAAAUGAGGUUUCUGAUAUUCUUUGAUGACGGCUACGCAUCGUAUGUCACACAGUCAGAGCUGUACCCUAUCUGCAGACCACUCAGUAAGUCCUGGGAGGACAUUGAAGAUGUUUCAUGUCGAGACUUCAUUGAGGAGUAUAUCACUGUCUACCCUAACCGGCCAAUGGUUCUGCUCAAAAGCGGUCAGCUGAUCAAGACAGAGUGGGAGGGCACCUGGUGGAAGUCCAAGGUUGAAGAAGUAGAUGGGAGCUUGGUGAAGAUUUUAUUCUUGGACGACAAGCGAUGUGAGUGGAUCUAUCGAGGGUCCACUCGUUUAGAGCCCAUGUUCAGCAUGAAGACGUCUACAGCUUCCACACAGGAGAAGCAGCAAGCAGGACAACAGCGAACUCGCCCUAACGUUGGUGCAGUUCGGAGUAAAGGGCCAGUAGUACAGUACACACAUGACCUAACAGGGAGCGAAACUUCAUUGAAACCAACAGCUCCAGCCUCUCCUCAUUCAAUCCCGUCACCGCAACUUAUCGACACAGACUCAGACAGCCAGCAGGCACAGAACAAGAAACAAGUGGCAAAGAAGAGUACAUCAUUCCGGCCCGGAUCAGCAGGUUCUGGACAGUCAUCACCAGUACCCAACGAGCAACCGCCUGCUGUACGCCCUAUACUGCCAAAUCAGCCCACCCAGGCUUUCCAGCCUAUUCAUGGAAUACACAACAUUCAGCCCAAUCAUACUAUACAGGUGGCACAAGCUAACAGGUUUGUGACUUUUCCUACAAGUCCGAUGCCCAUCGAGAACAGUUACAAGGCCCCUCUGGAGAAACUCCUCUACCUGCCUCACAUCUGCAGCCACGCCUGUCUGUCCCGUAUACGUGCCACUUCACACCGGGGCAAGAACCCUCUAUUGGUCCCACUACUUUACAACUUCAGGCGCAUGACCGCCCGGCGGCGUGUGAGCCGCAAGAUGGGGUUCCAUAUCCUCUAUAAAACGCCGUGCGGGCUCUGCCUCCGCACCAUGUCAGAGAUAGAACGCUUCCUCUUUGAGACACGCUGCGACGUCCUCUUUUUAGAGAUGUUUUGCCUUGACCCUUAUGUGCUGGUUGACCGCAAAUUCCAGCCGCAGAAGCCUUUUUACUACAUCCCAGAUAUCACAUACGGCAAGGAGGAUGUGCAGCUCUCCUGCGUGAACGAGAUAGACAGGACGCCUCCUCCGCAAGUGGACUACAGCAAGGAGAGGGUCCCUGGCAGGGGGGUGUUCAUAAACACCGGCCUGGAUUUCUUGGUGGGAUGUGACUGUACGGAUGGCUGCCGAGACAGGUCCAAAUGUGCUUGUCACCAGUUAACAAUUGAUGCCACGCGAUGCACGCCUGGGGCACAAGUCAACACAGCAGUGGGUUACACGCACAAGCGACUGGAAGAAUGUCUUCCCACUGGGGUGUACGAAUGCAAUAAGAGGUGUAAAUGCAAUAUCAACAUGUGCACUAAUCGCCUGGUACAACACGGCCUCCAGGUGCGUCUCCAACUCUUCAAGACCCAGAACAAGGGCUGGGGGAUUCGCUGCCUUGACGACAUAGCAAAGGGCUCCUUCGUCUGCAUAUAUGCAGGUAAGAUCCUGACAGAUGACUUUGCAGACAAGGAAGGACUGGAGAUGGGUGACGAGUACUUUGCUAAUUUGGACCACAUUGAAAGUGUGGAGAAUUACAAAGAUGGUUAUGAAAGCGACGUCAAGUCGUCCUCCGACAGCAGCGGUGUGGACCUCAAGGGAGAAGAAAACUCCGGCAGCGAUGAACAGAAUGAGUCUAAAGACAGUUCAGAUGACAACUUUGGGAAGACUGACGACCUUGCAUCUAGCUCUGUGUGGCGGAGCUAUGCAACACGCCGGCAAACCAAGGGUAAGAAGGAAAAUGGGCCCUCAAAAACUGCCUGUAAGGACUCUGCUUUAGCCAGACAGACCAACCAAGAAGAGAACGUAGACUGCAAGCUCCCUGAGGAGACCUCUAAGAGCAAGGUGGCGUCUUGGCUGAGCUCCAGUACCAUGGCUGACACGAUGGUGGACUCUGAGAAAAUGGGAGACAUGCCAGGUGCAGAGAAACAACCAGAGAAAGAGAAGCAUGGAAAGGAGACUGAGGAUGCCGGCAAGCAACUUAGGCUUGGAGAGAGCGGCCGGUUGUACGGUUAUAACCCUAGCCCAGCCAAACCUCAGGGUUUGAAGAGACCUGUCAGCAAAACCGCCAUGCACCAGAUCAGACGUCAGUCCCUCGCACAGACCAGUGAUGAGGUUCUGACAUUAUCCAGCAGCUCCGGCAGUGAGGUGGGAAACGGAGCCAACAGCAAGAAACCUGCUGCCCAAAAUAACAUGAAUGAUAGCGAUGACAUCCAGACCAUUUCAUCCGGAUCCGACGUAGAAGAGGACAAGAAGAACGUCAUCUCCAGCACAGAUGUGUCUUCUUCUGAUCCUUGUGGAGAUACAAAGACUCUUAAUGUUGAAGAAGGGAAAGACAUUACCCUACAAAUCGGCCAGACUCUAGUCACCUCUGUUACUUGGAAUUUUGAGAAACAUGUUAUUGCUACCACAAAACCAGGCGAACCUCUGGAGCUGGGGAAAUAUAAUGCUGGUUAUGCUGAGAGACUAUUUACAUUGCCUGAUGGUUCUUUAAGAAUUACAAACCUAGUUACCAAAGACAAACGUAUAUACCGUGCUGAAGUAUUUAGUACCGAUGGAGGCUUCAUGUGUGCCCAGCUGUAUGAUCUCAGAACUGACGCGCCAUAUCAAGGGAUUAUACAAAUUGAGCCUUCAGAAUCCUGCAGCUCUACGAAACCCUUGAUAUGGAUACUUGGAGGAAGAACUACUCUACAGCUUCCUGCUCGUCAAAAUGUCGCUUAUAUUACCUGGGAUAUUAAUAAUGUGGAUCACAUAGCUAUUACCUAUUCUGACCGACCUUUGGUAGUGAAGAAUAGCAGUUAUGCUGGAAGACUGUCUGCCACGACUGAUGGAUCUUUAAAAAUGGGAAGUCUGAUCACAAAAGACCAGAGAGUCUACAGAGCAAAUGUAUUCAUCAGAAGUUGGACUUCCUUAUGUACACAGCUUUAUGACCUCAGAGUGAUAAGGACUGUGGUUACAACAAGCAUCACCACCACAUCAAACCCACCAUCAGGGAGUGUGGUUACAACAAGCAUCACCACCACAUCAAACCCACCAUCAGUUGUCUUGUCUCCUGAGCCUUGUGGAUCUACAAAAGCUCUUAAUGUUGAAGAAGGGGAAGACAUUACCCUACCACUGGACCAGACCCCAAUCACUUCUGUUACUUGGAACUUUGAAGAACAUCUUAUAGCUAGGACAACACCUGGAGAACCUCUGCAGCUAGGGAAAUAUAGCACUGAUUAUGCUGGAAGGCUAUUUACCUUGAUUGACGGAUCUUUAAGAAUUAUAAAUCUAACCACAAAAGACAUGCGGAUAUACAGAGCGGUCUUAUUUGGUAAAAAUGGCGGAUACCUAUGUGCCCAACUCUAUGAUCUCACAAUUAAUAAGCCUAAUCAGAUGUCUCCAGAUAUUGAGCCUAGUCCGAUGUCUCCAAAUAUUGCUGCUUUGGAAUCUUGUGGCCCUACAACACCCCUGAUUGGUGCACUUGGAGGAGAAACUACCCUGAGACGUCCUAUUCGGCCUAGUGCCGCUUUCAUUACCUGGGACGUAAAUAAUAUAGAUCACAUAGCAAUUACAAAACCAGGUCACAAUUUGGAAGUGAAGAACACUACCUACGAGGGAAGACUGUCUGCAAUGACUGAUGGGUCCUUGAAGAUGUCACAUGUAACGGCCAGAGACCAGCGGGUCUACAGAGCAGAUUUAUUCAUCCAAAACUGGGUUUACCGCUGUACUCAGCUCUAUGAGCUCAGAGUGAGACAGACAUAUUCAGACGUAUCUAGAAGUUACAGUCUUCAGAAUAUGAUUCGCCUGGCGCUCUCUGCCUGUAUUCUUGUUACCACUAUCUGCAUAGUAUUCCAUUACAUGAAAACAGGGACUGUUUGAUCGGGAAUGAAUAAAGGUGUCAUUAUCUACUUGGACCACAAGAGGUCGCCAAAUACCUCAAGAAUAAUAACAUCUACCAGAAGCAUAUAUUCUAUGGCGACAAUACUAUUUGUCAUUUGCUGUAUUAAAUGUUAACUUGUUAAAUAAAUUUUA
Molecule: messenger RNA, 5231 nt
Organism: Pseudophryne corroboree (corroboree frog)
Lineage: Eukaryota; Metazoa; Chordata; Amphibia; Anura; Myobatrachidae
Gene: SETDB1
Product: SET domain bifurcated histone lysine methyltransferase 1
Exons: 29
Coding region: 12-5078 (1688 amino acids)
Biological process (GO): heterochromatin organization; negative regulation of gene expression
Cellular component (GO): nucleus
Molecular function (GO): zinc ion binding; DNA binding; protein binding
Source: RefSeq, a predicted model, not a curated record